Messenger RNA from Micropterus dolomieu (smallmouth bass), 5019 nucleotides. Its product is annotated as receptor-type tyrosine-protein phosphatase beta-like. The transcript is spliced from 20 exons. Gene Ontology annotation, molecular function: protein binding. The record is from RefSeq and is a predicted model, not a curated record. Lineage: Eukaryota; Metazoa; Chordata; Actinopteri; Centrarchiformes; Centrarchidae. Bases 1 to 5019 code for a protein of 1672 amino acids.
AUGUUAGCAUUCGUGAGAGGAGUGGUCCAGGAGUGCCUGACUAAAGAGAACUCCUGUUAUUUCACACGCUGUGUGUGUGGACGACGUUAUAGCUUCACAGUCUCCUCCAUCACUGGACAGUGCAGUAGCCAGGUUAGCUCUACUGUUGACAUUCGCACAGCACCCUGUAUCCCCCAGAAUCUGCAAACCUCAACCAACUGCAAUUCAGAUGUUCUGCUCAGCAAGUGGGACCUUGCAGAGGGGGCUAUAGGCUACACUGUGGAGGCUUUCGGCAACAAGGGAAACUAUAACUGCAGCUCACUCUCCAACAGCUGCGUUAUAGAGGGCAUCCAGUGCGGAGAGUUCUUGACCAUCUACAUUAAAGCCUUUGACGACCAGUGUACCAGCCCAAUGGCACUGGGGCCUGUCGCUGAGACAGUCCCAUGCGCUGCUCAGAACGUAUCAGCAGUGAAGGAGUGUGGGGCCGAUGCCAUCACAAUGACCUGGACAAUGUCUGGCAGUGCAAUUUUCUACGUCGCCAUGGCGAAGGACAGCAAUGGUGUCAUUUACAGCUGCAACUCCAUAGAUUUGUCCUGUAAGAUUGAGGGCUUGAAGUGCAGCACCAACUACACUGCGUACGUCAUUGCCUCCAACUUCGUGUGCAACAGCUCUGAGAGCGAGAUGGUCGCCAUAGAGACAGCUGCUUGCCCACCGGAUCAGGUUACUGCCUCCCUGGACUGUACAGCCAAUGAGGCUUUGAUUUCGUGGCGUGGCCAGCAGAGCAUUAACUCCUACACCGCUACAAUUGUGAAUGAAGAUCAAGUACUCCUUAGCUGCAGCUCCACAAAUACUAGCUGCAGGAUCCCUGACCUUAAAUGUGGACAGCUCUACACUGUCACUGUCUACUACCACGAUGGGGUCUGCCCCAGCAUGCCCUCUAAGGCCAUCAACAUGAAGUCUGUUCCUUGUGGGCCCAACGUGAAAGCUAACUUAGACUGUCAGUCACAAGCACUGACUCUCGGCUGGAACGCAUCGGGUGAUGCAGAAGGCUACAUAACUGUUAUCUCAAACGGCUACAAGCAAAUGUCUUAUAACACUACAAAGCCUGAGUUAAGGAUCAACACACUGGAGUGUGGACUUAAUUACACACUGAAAGUGAUGUCCUUCAAUGGCACCUGUGUCAGUCGACCCUCAGUGUUGCCUGUCAGGCAAACACCGUGUGUGCCCACUAACGUGGUGGUGAAUAAAACCUGUGACCAGAGUUUUGUACAAGUGACUUGGCAAGCAAGCCGUGGCGCCUUAUAUUACAGUGCAUCUGCAAAGGAUAAAGAUGGCCGUUUAUUGCUGUGCUCUUCCAACGGGACAUCAUGCAGGUUGGAGGGCUUAAUGUGCAGCCAGGUUUACAAUGUAUCAGUGACUGCCAAGGACAGCAACUGCACCAGCAAUGAGAGCUCUAUAAGCAUACUACAGACAGUGCCCUGUCCUCCCUCUCAGCUCAAUGUUUCAGUGAACUGUGCCAAUGAGUCUGCCAUGUUAACCUGGAGCAGGAGCCCCAAUGCAGUGUCCUAUUUUGGCAAGGCAGUGAGCAUAGACCGACGUUCAUACCCGCGUGAAGGACACACUGUGACCUGUGACGCGGGAACAAACCUAGGUUGUCAAUUGAAUGGUCUGCUCUGUGGCAGUCUCUACGCCUUCACUGUGUCAGCCUCAGAUGGCACCUGUCAAAGUCCUGACAGCGAGGCGGUCAUUCAGACAACUGCUCCAUGUCCUGUUGGGAGUGUGCUCAGAACCCUGAACUGUAGCAACAACACACUGACCGUCAGCUGGAUGCCCGUGUUGAGGCAAGUCUGCAAGAUGUGUCCAGUCAUUUACUACUCAGUGAACUACAAUGUCACCGCAUUGGCUACAGAUGGAACUAUACUUCGCUGCACGACACAAAGCUCAAGUUGUACAAUAACUAAUUUACAAUGUGGACAGCAGUACAAUGUUUCCGUCAAAGCCAUCAGUAGCACAUGUGAAGGAUUCAUCGAUGCCUGGGAAAUAGUUAAUUCUGUUCCUUGUGUUCCUCUGAACGUCAAAGGCGUUAUGAAGUGUUCCACUAACACGUUGCAGGCGUCCUGGGAUGCAGCUGCCGGGGCAGAAUCCUACAUCUCCACAUUGUGGAGAUCGGGAGGUUUCUCUUCUUCCUGCCUUACAGCUGAUCAAAGAUGCCUUUUCACUGACCUGCAGUGUGCUCAGACGUAUAUGUUCAGUGUGGUGGCCACUAACAACAGGUGUAACAGCUCAGAGAGUGCCAUGAUCUCAGCAAGAACUGCACCCUGUGACCCUACAAAUGUGUCCGCUGCCCUGAACUGCCUCUCUGGUGUGGUGACGGUAAGUUGGGGGGCCAGUGCUGGAGCAAACUAUUACACAGUCUUUGCUGAGGCCAACGGGCUCGUUGACACCUGUAACUCCACCGGCACUUCCUGUAAGCUGACCCAGCUGCAGUGUGGGGAGGACUACACUGUGACUGUACAAGCGCGGGACGGGAACUGCAACAACUCCAUACUCGCCAAAACCAAUGUAACGACAGCCCCCUGUGCUCCAGUGAUCCAGAGCCACUCCCUGGACUGUGGCUCCAACAACGCCCUGGUCACCUGGAUUGAGGACAAGGAUGCCUUGAGUGUCACUGUCAAUGCAGCCUCCAGCCUGGGAGAUACAACGUACUGCAACUCCUCCACCAACGGACAUAGCUGUGUUCUUAAUAAACUAAAAUGUGGACAAACCUACACUGUCCAGGUUGUUGCAAAAGGAGUCCAGUGUCUGAGCAAACCCAGUUCUACUUUUCAGGUUGUCACAGCUCCCUGUACCCCUGCAAACGUGGUGUCCACAUACUCUUGUACGACCUCUAUCGCCUUACUGAGCUGGGAUGAGACUUUGGGAAGAAAGAGCUUCUACGCCCAAGUUCAAUCUGCAGACCACACGGUCUCUUGCAGCACCAGCCAGACCGACUGCUCCCUGUCCUCAUUGCUCUGUGGUCACACGUACAAUGUGAAAGUAAUAGCGGUGGCUGACAACUGUAACAGCAGUGUGCCUGGUGUAACACAAAUACAGACAGCCCCCUGUGCUCCUUGGAAUGUCAGUGCCUCCCUGCUUUGCCGCAACAAUACGGCGGCGGUGAGCUGGCAAGGCAGUCCUGGUGCAGUUACCUACAAAGUGAUGGCGAACGGCAGGGAUGGUGAUGUCAAACAAUGCACGACAUCUGACACAAAUUGUCACCUACCCAACAUGCACUGCGCCCAGACCUACUGGAUCACUGUCACCCCCCUCUCUACUACCUGCACCGGCUACACCAGCUCCCCAUACACUUACAUUGCAGGCCCCUGCCCUCCCACCAAUGUUAAUGUGUCCCUUCAGUGUUCUGCUAACGUGGCCUAUGUGACCUGGAAUGCUGCCCUACAAGCAGAUCACUAUGUGGCCACAGCAGUACCUUCUGCUUUGGAUGAACAUAACCACACCUGCACCUCCAAUGGAACAAGCUGCUCCCUAACAGACCUCCACUGUGGCGAGACAUCUGCAGUCACUGUGGUCACCAUAGACAGGGGCUGCUGGAGCAAUCCAAGCCAGCCUUUUACGUUCAAGUCAGUCAUCUGCCCUCCGACCAGGGUGACUGGAGUGACAUCUUGCACGGACAAUAACAUCACAGUAAGCUGGGACCCAAGUCCAGAAAGAGGUGUUAACUACUUCGUCCAGUCUCAAAAAGAUAGUGGGACGAGUGCCAACUACUCCACAACCCACACGUCCCAUGUGCUCACCGGGCUGAAGUGUGGCCAGCUGUACACGCUGACAGUCGCCGCCAGGGACACUGAGUGCACCAGCGUCUUCAGCACCCCUAUACAAACAGAAACAGCUCCUUGUCCUCCAACCAGCCUGACUGUGAAAGCCGACUGUGGCACCAACUUGGGAAAUCUGACUUGGGCCCCUAGUUUCCAUGCCAUCUCCUACACGGCUACAGUGACAAGUACCCAGGGUCAUGUAGUUUUCUGUUCCUCCAACACAACAACCUGCUCAGUGAAGCUGGAUUGUGGAAAGCAGUACUCGGCUGUCGUGGUUGCUUCCAGUGCGACAUGCAACAGUAGCAAGGAAGCCUCCUUAACUUUUGCCUCAGCUCCCUGUCUGCCUGACAGAGUGGUAGCAGACGUGGACUGCAAAAACAACUCCUUUGCUGUGCAGUGGAGGGGGAGCAUCAGUAACCUUGACUCUUACACUGCGAUUGCCGUUGGUAGUGACAACACCCGAGCAACCUGUAACUCCAGUAGCACAAGCGGCAUCAUCCAGAACCUAAAAUGUGGCCUCACCUACAGCAUCGUCGUGACUACAUCAUCAGUUGACUGCGGCACCAUUAAAGGCUCCGACUACUUUGUGCAGUCAGCCCCGUGUAAACCAGAAAGCGUGUUGGUGAAUCUGAAGUGCAGCACUAACAAAGCCUUAGUUACCUGGAGAAACUCAGGGCCAGACCAGAACCAGGUGGUGUCGGCAGUGGACAGCAGAGGAGUGAUCACCACCUGCAACUCCAGCAGCUCCAACUGCACCUUCGACCAGCUGACCUGCGGGGAGAGCUAUGUUAUCAGUGUGGUCGGCUACACGAAUACAUGCAACAGUAAUCCAGCUGUUGCAGAAAGGCUCAACACAGCUCCGUGUGUUCCCACCCACCUCACAGCACAAGUGGACUGCCAGACAGGCAUCACUGUGGUUACAUGGGACCCAGCACAUGGUGCCACAGCUUAUACUGUUUAUGCUCGGGGCAAUCUGGGCUACAACGCUGAAUGCAAUACCACUGACACCAACUGUAAUUUCCUUAACCUGGAGUGUGGGCAGGACUACACCAUAACAGUGGUGGCUCGCAGUACCACCUGCGUCAGUUUGGUCAGCAAGUCCAUCAACGCCACCACAGGUGAUAAAACAAAAGCAGGUCAACUGAUUAACAGUGACACAGCUAUCACUGUUAAAAGAUACUGCUUUGGGUCUCUGCAAAGUGAGAAAAGCAGACAUAUGAUCUGA